AUGAUUCUUGCUUUAUUUUUGGAUAAUGUGUGUUUUUACUGCAGCGAUGGAUCAAUCUACUCAAUUUCUUCGAAUGUAUCUCCUUCUGAUGAUUUGCCUGCCUGUCGAACUUAUUCCAAAUCCAGAAAACCACCCCGCCGACGUGAAUAUCACGACCACGUUGGAAAUCCUAUGUCAGAAAUAGAUCGUUCUUCGUUGACCAGUCAACCUCGAACUCAAAUUUCUCUUAACAGCAUAGAAUUUGAUGAAAAUAUCAAUUUUGGACCCUUACAUCCACUAGAGGCUCAACUACAAAGCUUGAGAAUUGAUUCCGUAGGGGAAGGCCUACUUCAUGAAAAUAGAACAAAUCAGCAAACCCUAGCUGGAAACUCAAGGCCGAUUGAACCAAGACAUAUUUAUGAUGGAGCUCUUUAUAGGUAUAAUAUUACAAAUAAGCAAAUCCUAGCUGCUGGAAACUUUGGGAUUGGACCAAGUCAUGAUUAUGCAAGAUUGCUUCAUGAAAAUAAUACAAACCAGCAAAAUACCAACCAACAAACCCUAGUUGGAAACUUUGGGAUUGGACCCCACCACCUUGUUUAUGAAGGACUAUCUCAAUGUAACAAUGCAAACAAUGAAACCCUAGUUAUUGGGAACCCUAGGAUUGGACCCAGCCCUGUUUUUUAUAAUUCUCCUGUAGGAAGAAUCUUGCAGAGAUAUAAUGACAUUACAUCGCUUGAAGUUAUGAGGGGACGUGUCGUUUCAAUGUCGAAAGAGGAAUAUGGAAGUGAAUUUCUGGUGAGAUUGUUGGAUGGGAAGAACCCUAGAGAUAUUAAAUUCAUUUUAAUGGAGUUGUUGAAUCACUUGCAUGAUUUAAUGAUGGACCAGUUUGGGAAAUGCGUCAUUGAAAAGAUUUUUGAUGUACUCAAUGAGGAUCAAAUAACCCUCCUUUUUGAAUUGAUCACUGAGGAUCUUCCCAAAUUUCAGAUUGCCUGCAAAAACAAUAUAGGUCUCUUUAUUCGGUAUACUAGUAUGCAGAGUUAUACAAAGUAUGAUAGAUCAUCUUACGACAGAAAGGCAAUGGAUUGUUUUACAUAUGCUCUGAGGGAAAUUGUUGUCCCAGUAGCCACUUCCCAUUAUGGAAGUUAUGCUAUUUUAGAUGCAAUGGCAUCUGAAUGCACUCUUGUUGCCACAAACAAAAGCGGUUGUUUUGUUCUUCAAAAAUGUCUAUCUAUUUCUACGCUAGAACUUUCUUACUUGCUGAUUUGUGCCGUUACUAAUCGUGUCACAGUGCUAGCACCACAUCAAUACGGGAACUAUGUGGUGCAGUAUGUGAUUAAGUUGAGGUUGGGUGAAGUAAAUGAAGCAAUAGUGAAUCGACUUCGAGGUUGCUAUGUUGACUUGUCUGUUAACAAGCAGGCUAGCAAUGUGGUGGAAAAUCUGUUGAUAUUCUCAACUCAGAAGAAUGUUGGUAUUAUAGUUCAAGAGAUUAUAAAUAGCCCUAGCUUUCUGUACCUUCUUCAAGACCCAUUCGGCAAUUACGUUGCUCAGACAGCCUUGGAAUGUUCUAAGGGAGCUCUGUAUGAUGCAUUGGUGAGCACAAUUUCGAAACACUAUAGAAUUCUGUGUACUGAUCAAUAUGGAAAAAGG
Messenger RNA from Neltuma alba, 1626 nucleotides. RefSeq names its product pumilio homolog 12-like. Gene Ontology annotation, molecular function: mRNA binding. The record is from RefSeq and is a predicted model, not a curated record. The annotation marks the transcript as partial. Gene Ontology annotation, biological process: post-transcriptional regulation of gene expression. The transcript is spliced from 6 exons. Gene Ontology annotation, cellular component: cytoplasm. Lineage: Eukaryota; Viridiplantae; Streptophyta; Magnoliopsida; Fabales; Fabaceae.